Messenger RNA from Sitodiplosis mosellana (orange wheat blossom midge), 613 nucleotides. RefSeq lists its product as uncharacterized. Lineage: Eukaryota; Metazoa; Arthropoda; Insecta; Diptera; Cecidomyiidae. The coding region runs from base 69 to 581 and encodes 170 amino acids. Gene Ontology annotation, cellular component: BLOC-1 complex. The record is from RefSeq and is a predicted model, not a curated record. The transcript has 3 exons.
UAAAUGACAGCUGUCAGUAGAAGCUCAGUAGUAUUCAACACGACAAUAAACAAGUUUUAUGUUCUAGGAUGUCUUUCUCGGAAGCGGUGGUCGAGGGUGAGGCUAUCGAAUCAGAUGAUGAAAGUGACGUAGAAUUUUCGGCGCCUAAUAAAAACUCAAAGUAUGCAGCGGGCGAUUAUCAUGGGACGGUGUUUAGAGGAGAGGCACCGGAGUCUGAUGAUGAGAUAUUGGCUUUUUCGAAUGUGCGACUGGGAGCAGCUCAAGAAGUGACCGAAGUUUAUAAGCCAUCACCAAAGCGUCCCCACUGUGAACCAGUCGAAGGGAAAACUGUUCUGCAAAAGAUUCUGAUUGAGCGCAAUUAUUUGUUCUGGCUUCACCUAAAUCAGAUGGUGCAAAGUACCGUGGUAACGGCAUCAAGUAAAAUUUUGGCCGCUGAAGAGCUUCUGAUUCAGUCGCAGCUGAAACUACAGGCAGCAAGUCACAGCAUUAAGCAGGCUAACGAAACAGCUGACCAAGUACUGGCCAAGGUCAAUGACAUCCUAUCAUCCGAUUUUCUACCAAACAUCAACAUUCCUACAUAAUAAUAAGCAAGAAAUGGUUGGGAUUUUUUUUU